AUGAGUUAUGAAACUUAUACACGUUACAGUACAAUUGAUUAUAGUAAAACAUUAACGAUAUAUGAUAUGAAUAGAACUUUCGUGAUUCUGGGAAAUAAUUCAAUCGAUGAAAAAUUAACACCAACGCGUGAAGCAACAUUUAUUGCUGCUAUGUUUGCAUUUGUAUUUAUAUUUAUUGGACUUGUGGGCAAUAUUAUUUUGUUAGCCACUAUACUAUCUGUUAAAAAAUUACGAUCAAAUAUUAUAAAUAUAUUUAUUGUUUCGCUACAAGUUAAUGAUCUAAUGAAUAUUGGCUUUAAUCAGUUUUUUGUUGGUCUAUCGUAUGCGAAUCGUGGCUGGUUAGGUGGAAGAAUACUAUGUGAUCUUGUUGUUUAUUUUUCUGGUGUUUGUAUGGGAUGUCUUCUUUGGCAUCAUUGUCUAAUAGCUAUUCAUCGUUAUAUAGCUGUUGUUUAUCAUAAUCUACUGCGUAAAAUAUCUUUGAAAACUUAUGCUACUGUAUCGUUAAUAAUAACACGAUUAAUUCCCAUUGCUGCUUGUAUUCCAUCAUUUCGUCGCUAUACAAUAUCUUACUCACCACAAAUUUUAAGAUGUCAAUUUAUCGGUCGAUUACAAAUAAUAAUAAAUGUAUUUAUUCUGAUACUAUUACCAGCAAGCAUAAUUAUUUUUUGUUUUUUGGGUAUUUUUAUUUAUGUCGCUCGUGCUACACAUAUUUCACGAAUGAAACAAGUACGUUCAAUGCAAACGUCCAAUACACAAUCGUUAAGACGAGAAAUUCGAAUAACAAAGAUGUUUGGAAGUUAUAAAAAAAAAAAUUUAGCAAUAUCUCAACAAUGGAAAAAUCGUGACUUAAAAGAAAAGACAAUUUAUGUAGCAAAAAGUGUUCAAUUACAAUUAGCUCAAUUAGUGAAUAGUUUAAUUGAAUUUACAAGUGAAUUGGCCUAUUUUGCUAUAAAUGCAUUUCAGACAACUUCAUUACGUCGUAUACAAGUAAAUACAUUAUCACGUUUUUCAAAUUUUUGUGUAUCUCAUACAUGUGCAUUCUACUAUAAUUUGGAUACUGAAUUUGAUACAUUUGUGAAAAAAAUGAAAGAUCUUUGUAAACGUGUAAAAUAUACUUUUCUUGAUAUUCGAAUAACACGUCACCAUUUUCCAUUGGCAUCAAUGCUUAAUCUAUCAGAAACAUAUCGAUCAUUGGAUACAUUAAAAUGUAAUAUCGAUCGAUUAAGAGAUUUAAAAGAUAUACAUAAAGAAAUUGGUCAUGAUUUACUAUUGCCAAAUGAUCAAUUAUUUUUAUCGUUCGAUUUAUUAGUAUUAAAUUAUCAACUGAUUUUGUGCGAGUUAGACAAUAAGGUCAAAUUUAAAGAUUCAUUAAUAAUGCAAACAUUUGUAAAAGAUAUUUUUCUACAAUUUCGUAUCUCUCUUACAUGGAUCUAUCCAGCCGUUAAAUUUGCAGCUUAUCGAUUUGGUGAUCCAUCGUUAGCACUCGCCAUAAAAAAGUGUAAUGUAAAAAAACAAAAAAUUGAUUAUUGUAGUACAGUAAGAAAAAAAGAAAAGCCAAAAGUAUCAGUGAUCAAAAAUCCACAUCAAAUCAUUAAAGAUUCAUCGAUUUUAAUAACUCAAUCACCAAACAAUAUUCUAAAAACAACAACAGCAAAUGCUCUAGUAAUUGAACGAUCAGAAUCCGACAAGUGGAUAAAUGUUGAUGCUCAAAAUCAAAAUUUUAUGAAUAGUGAUUCACUAAGUGAAUAUUCAAGAUCAACAAUGGUCGAUGCGAAAGAAAAGUCAGUGAUCAUGAAUAAAAAUAAUUCAUUAUUAUUAAAUACAAUGUCGUCCAAUUCAAACAUAUUCAAUUUCGGUACAUAUUUGAAUGAAUUAACGCCAAGUAAUAUUUCCAAGUUAGACCAGACGUUAUCUAGUUUUGAUUCGCCUCAAAAUGAUCAGCAUAUGAAACGAUGCUUGCGCUUUGAUAUAAAUGCCAAUUAUUCAAAAGAUAAUAGAAAAACGUCGAAUGUUGAUGAUGAAUACAACAAUAUUCCGCUAGUAUCACCAACAACAGUAACGGACAUUUAUAAAGAAAAUAUUCAAAGGAUUAUAUUUCCAUCAGUCAAUGAUAAACAACUUAUCAACAGUAGUCAAUCAUCGCAUGAUAUUUAUUCACAUUGUAUUGAAAAGGAUAUCGUUUGUUUAUCAACAAAACUACUUAAUACUAAUAAUAUUAUUACAAAAACUCUUGAUCGUCCAAUAGAGCAAAACAAGAAAGAUGAUGACAAAUGUUUUCAAUCAAAACUGGAAUAUAUGAAAGACAUUCAUGCAACUCUAUCGUUCAAAAAUGAAUUAUUAUCAUCAACAAUAUCCUAUCUACGAGAAACCAAAAAUAAUAAAUGCGAAAAAGUGUCUACAUCGGUAGAGGUCAAGUAUGAAGAACUCAAAAGCCCGAAUGAUUAUGCGAUAUCAACAGUGCCCAACAGCAUUACAGUGAAUAAAAGUUCACUGUUAAAUGCUGGCAUUGGAACAUUUGCUGCUAUUGACAUUGAAAAAGGAACGUAUUUUGGGCCUUAUACUGGUUACAAACAUUGUGAUAUGAGCACGGCUGAGCGGAGCGGUUUUUCAUGGAUGGUAACAGCUGAUAAUGGACAAAUGUGUUAUUUCAUAGAUGCAUUUGAUCCAAAAUGCAGUAAUUGGUUACGAUGGACAAAUUGUCCAAAUUAUAUUUGGCAACAAAACCUUAUUGCUGCUACGUCCGAGAUGAACUAA
This is a messenger RNA of Didymodactylos carnosus, 2754 nucleotides long. The record is from the annotation of a GenBank genome assembly. NCBI's taxonomy places the organism in Eukaryota, Metazoa, Rotifera, Eurotatoria, Philodinida, Philodinidae.